Kalmanozyma brasiliensis GHG001 is the source of this 1794-nucleotide messenger RNA. Its product is annotated as Cytochrome P450. Lineage: Eukaryota; Fungi; Basidiomycota; Ustilaginomycetes; Ustilaginales. The coding region runs from base 1 to 1794 and encodes 597 amino acids. Gene Ontology annotation, molecular function: monooxygenase activity; heme binding; iron ion binding. The record is from RefSeq and is a predicted model, not a curated record. The transcript has a single exon.
AUGUCGACAACGUUGUCGGACAAGGUCGUUCGUUGGGCCAGCGCCCAUCCGAUCCUGGCCGCGUUCUUCGCCCUCGUCCUCGUCGUCACGCUCUACCUCGGAUGGAAGGAAGCCACGCGGGGCCCCUCCGUCUUGGCUGGGCUGCCGGGCCCGCAACGUACUUCCUUCCUGCUCGGCUUUUCGCGCGACAACAAGAAGAAGUUUGGCGCCAAGAACCCCACCGCCGCCGACCGCGAACCCAUCAUUGGCGAUGACGGCGCCGACAUCACCGACGUGCCCGGCGUCGCGACCGCGCGCAUGUACGACGAUUACGGCAGCGACCACCUCGUCUUCCCCCGUCCCAUCGGUGGCGAGCUGCUCCUCACCCGAGACGCAGCUACCAUGAGCCACGUCCUCAACGACACGUACAACUACCAGCGCAGCUCGGCGGGCACCAAGGCGACCAAGAUGAUCAUCGGCGACGGCGUCGUCGCUGUGUUCGGAGAUGAACACAAGAAGCAGCGCAAGAUGCUCUCGCCCGCCUUCAGCGUCGAUUCGCUCAAGGCGCUCAUGCCGGUCUUCACCAACUCGACGAACCAGAUGAUGGAUCGGUUCGCCAAAGAUACGUCACUCGAGAAGAGGUGGGGCAAGGACGUCAAGGAUUCCGUCAAGUGGUUCGGCCGUGUCACGCUCGACAUCAUUGGUCAUGCUGGGUUCGACUACGACUUUGGCGCGGUCGAACAGGGGCCAAAUGGUCUGGCGGUUCGAUCUACGUUUCACGACGCCAUGACGUCGACCAUGAACGUCUCGCCCAUCGACGCCAUCGUCGGAGCCUUCAUGUUUUUCGUCGUCCCCUCGCUGCUCUACAUCCUGCCGUUGACGGACAACGUGCGCAAGCUACGUGAGAUGCGCAGCGAGCUCAUCAAGGUCUCGCAAAAGAUCGUGCAGGCUAAAGCGGCGCAGAUCCGAAAGGAGCUCGAAGCGGGUGUGGAUGCUAAGGAGACGUUUGCAGGCAAGAAGGACAUCCUUCAUCUGUUGAUGCGCGCCAACAUGUCGCCCGAGCUGCGACCGGAGGACCGUCUGUCGGACUCGGUGCUGGCAGGUCAGAUCGUGACGUUCAUCUUUGCGGGUCACGAGACAACCGCCACCACCAUGAGCUGGUGUACGUUCUUUCUCGCGCUCGACCUCGAGUACCAGUCCAAACUGCGAUCGGAGAUCCAAGACGCCCUCCGAGCGCUGGGCAAGGACGGCGAUUCGAUCUCGGACCUCACCUGGGCGGAUCUCAACAGCGACGCCAUGCGUCCACUCGACCAGUGCAUCCAAGAGACUCUCCGACUCCGUCCCCCCGUCACCACCACCUUCCGCUACGCAACCAAGGACGACAACCUCCCGGUCACCACGCCGCUCAAGACCAAAGACGGUCGCACGCUCUCCUCGAUCCCCGUCGCCGCCGGCACCGAAAUCGCCAUCUCGGUAACAUCCAACAACAUGGAUCCGAAGUACUUUGGUCCCGAAACGCAUCGCUUCCGGCCGGAUCGCUGGAACCACUUGCCUGAAUUGCAUGCCAAAUCGAAGCUCCCCUCGCCGUACGGCUCGUUCGUCUUUAAUGGCGGACCCAAGGUGUGCAUCGGCAACAAGUUCGCUAUGACCGAGAUGAAGAUCAUCCUCAUCCGCGUAUUGGCCAAGUACCGGAUCGAGUCGGUGGAGGGGUUGAAGUACAAGAGCGUCGAAGCGGUGGUGCAGAGACCGACAGUGAUCGGGUACGAGAAGGAGGGCAGUCAGCUCCCGCUUCGCUUCGUCAACGAUCCGCUUUAG